Closterium sp. NIES-65 is the source of this 1776-nucleotide messenger RNA. The record is from the annotation of a GenBank genome assembly. Lineage: Eukaryota; Viridiplantae; Streptophyta; Zygnematophyceae; Desmidiales; Closteriaceae.
AUGACAGAUUCAGAUCUCGUGAGCGACCCGAGUUUUGAGCAGCUGCAGCAAUCAAAGGCUUCCUCAUCAGCCUGGCAUCUAUGGUCGUUCGCGCAUCCCAUCUGCCAAACCGCCUCGUCCUCGCUCGCCGCCUCCGCUACAUCUCGCCUCGACAUCCGCCCCCCGUCCUCCGACGCCCCUCCGCCGUACGAUGGCAGCUGCGUGCUGCAGCUCGGCGGCUGCGACAAACCUGAUCGCUGCUUGUGGGGCGCGGCGGAGCAGUCUAUCCCCACGGAGCCCGGGCGGCGGUACCGCCUGACCUUCUAUUUCGCGCGCCGCCAACCGCUGCAGCGCGCGCUGCUCAUGCAGGUCUCUUUCGGCGGCGCCAACGCCUCCUUCUCUUCCGCCGAUGCCGCGAGCGUGGAUGCGAACGGGUACGCGCAGGGCAUGCUGGAGGUCGACGCGAGCGGAGACAAGACGGCGGUCGUAUUCACAGUGCUCUCGGCUGAGAACAGCACGAUCGUCGAUGGCUUGUCCGUUGAGCCCAUCGACGGCGCAAGCGCGGCCGGCGGUCUUUUCUCCGUGUUCGCAUCGGGCGACGCGUCCCCCUCCUCCUCUUCCUCCUCCCCGUCGCCGCUUUCUCUCGUCGUGAUAAUCGCCGUGCCUGUGGCCGUCGUGGCCGCCAUUCUCAUCGCCAUCUUCGUCAUGUACAAGCGCCGGUCUGCUCCGGCCGGCAAGGAGCUGUCGUUCGAGGGCGGAAUCGACUCCGCAGUGCCGUCCACGCCGUCCUCCAAGUCCAAGUGCGUGCGCUUCACCUUCGACGAGCUCCGCCGCGCCACCAGCGGCUUCAAUGUGCUGCGCCGCCUCGCCGCGCCCUCCAGCACCAGCGGAGCCUACGGCGCGGUGUUCCGCGCGGAGGCCCCCGGCGGGCUGGAGUGGGCGGUGAAGCGCUUCCACCGCUUCAACUGGGGCGCGGCGGGGGAAUCCGAGCCGUUGUUCGUGGAUGAGGUGGAGGCGAUCGCGCGGCGGUCGCACCGCAACAUCGUGGGCAUCGUCGGGUUCUGCUGCGCGGGGAGCGAGCGGCUCGUGGUGUACCAUCUCAUGCCGCACGGGUCGCUGCGCGAUAACCUUCUCACCGCCGGCAACUCCCCCAUGCCGCUGCACCAGCGCGUGCGCGUGGCGAUCGGGGUGGCGGAGGGCCUGGCGUGGAUGCACUCGCAGCGGCCCAGGCUGCUGCACCGCAACCUCAAGCCGUCCAACAUCAUGCUCACCGCCGACGGCCAGCCCAAGAUCGCGGAUUUCUGCUUCGUGCACCACGGCGAGGGCGGGCGGCUGAACGCCGUGCCGCAGGCGCUUAACGAGGAGGGCUACCGCGACCCCGCCACGCCGCUGCUCGCGCCCUCCGCCCUCACCCCGCAACACACGGACGUGUACAGCUUCGGCGUGAUUCUUCUGGAGCUGAUCACGGGGCGGCGGGCUGUGGUGCCUGAUCCCGACGACGCAGACAGCAGGCUGCGCAUCACGGAAUGGGCGGUGCACUACGUGCAUGAGGGCGACGUGCACCUGAUUGCGGACCCGCGUGUCUUUUCACGCGCCUUUGCGGGUGCCUUCCAGCUGCUGGGGCAGAUUGCAGCGGACUGCGUGCAGGAGGUGGUGGAUCAACGGCCCAGCAUGCGCGACGUGCGCGAGAGAUUGCUGGCUGUUGAGGCGGAGCACUUUGGGGAUAAUAAAGGCAUGAGCUCGGGCGUUGUGGUGGCUGGGUUGACUGAGGUUCGGGUAGAUGAUGGGCGAAAAUAG